AUGGCUCCACGUUUGCGUUCCUCAUCUGCUCCUCCUUCUCCUGGGCUCUUGGGCCCCCACCCCUCCUCAUCCUCUCAGCCGACCUUAAUCUCUCGGCCUGCUUCCCCUCUUCUCCAUGCAUUUUCUCCACCGGCCCCCUUCAUCCACCGCCUAGUCACUCAAAAAUCCCCUCCUUGCCUCUUGCCUCCAUCUUCUUCUUCUAUCUCUGAAGAUCUGAUUCCUGUCCUCCCCAUGGACAAGGUUGCUGUAAGUGCUCUGGCACCUGAUUCCCCUGCUCCCCGGUCCCAAUCGCUCUCCUGUCCGCCCAGCUCUGCAAGGUCGGAUAAGUUAGAUAGAGUGAAGGCCCGUAUCAGCUCGGGAAACCUGUUGGCCUCCAAAGAAGGAGGAAGUCCUCGAUGUGAUGUCAGACCCCCUCCGACAUCAAACUCGCCCGCUCCGGCAAAUUGGAGCAAGCAGCUUCUCGCCUCUCUCCGAAGUCUGCGGCGUAUGGGGGCCCCAGCGCUCCACGCGAAUGGCUCGCCUCUUGUCAGUAUCCCUGAGGAAUCCCUUUCGGAGACAAUCGAUGAAUGGCGGGAAUUCGUCAUUGGACAGUUUUAUGGGAUCCCUCCGUCGAUGGGGAGGAUAACCGGAGUUGCUAACGGACUUUGGUCCCGGAAAGGGCCUCGUAUCAAAGUCCAAGAUGUUGGUAACGGGACAUUCAUGUUUAAAGUGCCGAGUCAGGAGGUUAAGACUCAUAUCCUGAACCGCAAAUUUUGGUAUUUCGGUCCGUGCCCGAUGUUCGUAUCGCCAUGGAACCCGCACCACUGUCCGGAGAAACCUCCGAUGCACUCUGUCUCGACAUGGGUAUCAUUCUGUAACUUGCCUCAUCAAUUGUUCAACUCCGACAGCCUCAGUCGGAUAGCAACUUCCAUUGGAGAUCCACUCUACAUGGAUCGUGCCACAGCGGCUAAGGAAAACUUGUCUGUCGCCCGACUUGUGGCUUAUGAUUGGUUGCCGCCUACGUGUCCCUUAUGCUCCGACAUUGGCCAUAAUGCGCAUCAUUGUCCGAAACGUGUACGUCCUACUCGAGCUAGAGAAGGCCGCCCGAGAACAAGCAAAGAUCCUCCCCAUCUGCCAACCCAGGAACUUGUUAUCUCUUCACCCCCGGAGGUGCUGGAAAAUCAAUCUGUCUGUAGACAGGAUCCGCCAGCUGAACAAUCAUCGGCGAACAUAAGCCUGCUCAAAGAGGCCUCUUCUUUGCAAGCCCCGGAACAGUCCCCUGUCCAGGCUAUUCUAGCAACUGUCCACCCAACGGGUUGCCAGCCCUGCCCGCUGUCCCCUCAGCCUACUUCUGAAAGUGGAGAUGUUGUUGUCCCUGGAAGCACUUCCAACAAAGAAGUUGCUGCCCCUCCAAGCUCUCCCAACAAGGUUACUCAAGGCUGUCCAUCUAUCUCCCCAUCUACUAAGAAGGCUGGUUUAUCAAAAGCUAAGUCAAAAGCAUGGAAUGUUUCUUUCACAGCUACUUUUCUCUAUGCUAGCAACACUGGUGCCGAGAGGAGAGAACUAUGGGAGGAACUACGAGAUAUAUCCCAAUAUCCCCCUAUCCUUGAGUCAUCGUGGGUUGUAUUGGGAGACUAUAACCAGAUUCUGUCCGCCUCAGAACGAUCUGAUUACCCAGCAUAUGUGUGUCGUUCACAAGGUCUUGCUGAAUUUCAGGACUGCGUUUCAACAACUUGUCUAACAGACAUUCCAAGCAGAGGUCUCUCUCUCACAUGGUGUAAUUUCCACUAUCAAGACCCCUUGUCGGUUAAGCUUGACAGAGUGAUGGGAAAUGCCAAGUGGAUGGAGCGCUUCCCCGAGGUCAUGGCAGAAUUCAUAUGUCCAGGUCCUUCGGAUCACUCCCCGAGUGUCCUGUGUUCCCAGAGCCCGUGCCAGAGGCUUUAUAAGGCUCUUAAGGCACUCAAGCAACCACUCAGAGGAUUGAACUCGGCGGAAUUUUCUGAUCUAUCCCGAUGGGUCCAGUCUGUGAAGCAAGAACUGAAAAUCUGUCAAGCUAAGAUUCUGUCAGAGCCUUCUCCUACCCUUGUGGCCGAAGAGCGAUCAGUCAGGGAGAAAUGGCUACUACUGACAGCAGCAAAGGAGCGACUAUACCGGCAGAAAUCGAGGAUCACGUGGUUACGCCUUGGGGAUAGAAACACAUCUUACUUUCACAAGAUUGCAUCGGCUCGGGCUGCGCGAAACCACAUUCAUUUCCUAAUUGACUCAACAGGGCGCCGAUUGGAAACCUCAGAAUCUAUCAAGUCCCAUGCUGUUGAGUUAUUUACAGGCCUUGUUGGUACUAGCUCUGCACAAGUCUCUGUGCCAGACCGAGAGUGGCUCACUGAUUUAUUGGAAUUUUCCUGCCCAGCAGACAUUGUUGCCUCCUUGACCCGUAUGCCGACCCCGGAAGACAUAAAACAGACCCUCAUCGCAAUGCCAAAUAGCAAAGGUCCAGGGCUAGAUGGAUACCCGAAAGAAUUCUAUAUCGACACUUGGGACACGACUGGUGGUGAUCUCACGGCGGCAGUUACUGAAUUCUUUAGCACUGGCCAACUGUUGGGCCAAAUGAACGCUACAGCUAUUGCACUUGUUCCGAAGAAGCAUGAUGCAACCGCUUUCAUAAAAGGCAGGCUGAUGUUGGAAAAUACCCUUCUCGCAACGGAGCUAAUCCGGGACUAUAACCGCAGCUUGACAGCCAAGAGUGCUAUGUACAAGAUCGACAUACGUAAAGCAUUUGACACGCUUAACUGGGAUUUUCUCGUGCAAAUUCUAAAAGCUCUAAGACUACCGCCGGUAUUUAUAUAUUGGAUAAGAACCUGUGUGACCACUGCCAAGUUCUCAAUCUCGGUAAAUGGUGAACUAGCUGGUUAUUUCAAGGGUAGACGGGGACUAAGGCAGGGCGAACCUCUCUCUCCAUACCUUUUCAUACUCAUCAUGGAAGUGCUCUCUCGAAUGUUAGACCACGGGGCUGCAACCGGUACAUUCAGCUAUCACCCAAGAUGUUGUAAUCCGACCAUUACUCAUCUAGCCUUUGCGGAUGACGUAAUGAUAUUUUCAGAUGGUGACCUUGGAUCGUUGAGGGGCAUAAGUGGUAUUCUGGAAACAUUUUCGAAUUUCUCGGGUCUCUGUGUUAACCCGAUGAAGUCUGAACUCUACCUGGGUGGUUUUAGUGAGGAAGAGAGUAUGCUGGCUGCGGCUGAUGUCGGGGUACGCCUUGGUUCCCUCCCAGUCCGUUAUCUGGGAGUCCCACUUAGCCCUUGGCGUUUAACAAAGGAAGACUAUCUCCCGCUUAUGGAGAAAGUUAAGGGGAAGAUUGAGGCAUGGAGUACAAAAUUUUUGUCAUAUGCCGGCAAGGUCCAACUGGUCUCGUCAGUCGUCUAUGGCAUGGUAAACUCAUGGAACCAGGUAUUUGUCCUCCCAAAAUUCUUCCUUAAGUACAUUAACAACCUUUGCUCAACUUUCUUGUGGAAGUCCAACCAAUCCACUGCGCCAAAUUUCCGAGUGUCUUGGGAAGCAAUCUGCAAACCCCGAAAAGAAGGCGGGCUUGGCCUUCGUAGGCUAUCUGAACAUAACCAGGUAUACAGAUUGAAACUAAUCUGGUUAUUGUUUAGCAAAUUAGGGUCUCUAUGGGUCGCAUGGAUAUACUCAUACAUUUUCAAAAGGCGAGGUCCUAGACACCUCCGUGUUCCCUGCUAUGCAACUGUGCAAUCAGCUACUGAUGGGCAGAACUGGUCUCUGCUGGGUGUGAGAAGCGAUGCGACGCAAAAACUUCUUAUCUUCCUCGCAUCGACUAUCCCUCCAUCGGAUGAUAAAGGCGAAGACAAGCCAAUGUGGAAGAAGGACGUAUCUGAAUACGGUGAUAGAUUCUCUUCCAGCAAAACUUGGGCUCUCCUCCGGGAACCUGGCCCGACAGUGGAAUGGCACAGUACCGUUUGGUUCAAGGGGUCGAUACCGCGAUAUGCUUUCACAGUUUGGCAAGCUAUGCUCAACCGACUACCAACCAAAGACCGUCUUGCUAGAUGGGGAAUCCAGGUUAAUCCUCUAUGUUGUCUUUGUGAAAUUGAGAUGGAAACACACCAUCACUUGUUCUUUGAUUGUCGGUAUAGCUAUGGACUAUGGGGCUUUUUUGCUGAUCUUUGCUGGCUGACCCGCCGAGGGAUUUAA
Molecule: messenger RNA, 4182 nt
Organism: Tarenaya hassleriana
Lineage: Eukaryota; Viridiplantae; Streptophyta; Magnoliopsida; Brassicales; Cleomaceae
Exons: 6
Coding region: 1-4182 (1393 amino acids)
Source: RefSeq, a predicted model, not a curated record